Amphibalanus amphitrite is the source of this 5685-nucleotide messenger RNA. RefSeq names its product menin-like (gene Mnn1). The record is from RefSeq and is a predicted model, not a curated record. The transcript is spliced from 11 exons. Gene Ontology annotation, molecular function: chromatin binding; transcription cis-regulatory region binding; Y-form DNA binding. NCBI's taxonomy places the organism in Eukaryota, Metazoa, Arthropoda, Thecostraca, Balanomorpha, Balanidae. The coding region runs from base 127 to 1737 and encodes 536 amino acids. Gene Ontology annotation, cellular component: histone methyltransferase complex; chromatin; nucleus. Gene Ontology annotation, biological process: regulation of transcription by RNA polymerase II; negative regulation of cell cycle; negative regulation of cell population proliferation.
AAGUUCAAAAAUAUAUUUUAUGGCAGCGCCGGCGCGCCUUGAGGUUUACAUAAUUAAAAUAUAAUCAUUUUUGGUGGAGAUACUUCGCUAAACGGAGUCAGUGCCGCCGCCGCCGCCGCCGCCGCCAUGCGUCGUGUGCUGACGCAGGAGCAGCAGGGCCUGUUCCCGCUGCGCUCGGUGGCCGAUGUGGUGCGUCUGUUCGCGCUCGAGCUGGACAAGAAGCGGCCGUCGGUGGCGCUGCUCUCGGUCGUGGCCGGCGCCGUGGAGCACUCGCUGACCGCCGUUCGGCCGGACGCCGAUUCCCCGGACGCCGCCGACGAGCACCCAUCAGCGGACGCGGAGACGGUGCCUCUGCCGCCGCUCGAGUAUGACACCGUGUUCGCGCUGUACGCCAAGUUCUGCUCUCUGGUGCUGGACGCCGUCGAUCUCGCGGCCUACGACCGCAGUGAGGGCACGCCGCGUGACCUGGUGAAGCGCGUGUCGGACGUGGUGUGGUUCUCUCUGGCGCGCAGCUACCACAAGGACAAGCCGCACAUCCAGAGCCUGUACAGCUUCCUCACAGGUAACCGCCUGGACUGCCUGGGCGUGGCUCUGGCCGUGGUCGCCGCCUGCCAGGUGCUCGGUCUCGACGAUGUGCUCCUGGCGCUCUCUGAGGACCACGCCUGGGUGGUGUUCGGCCCGGAGCGGUCACAGACGGCCGAGGUCACCUGGCACGGUAAAGGUAACGAGGACAAGCGCGGUCAGCCGAUCGGCGUCUCGUCGGCCCGCAGCUGGCUCUACCUGAACGGCGGCGCCGUCACCUGCAACGCGCACAUGCAGGUGGCAGCAGUGGUGGCCUCCAUCAGCCCUACCAUCAGCGGCUCGGCCGACUCUGCCGAGGUGUCGCUGCUGCAGCAGCGGCUGCUGUGGCUGCUGCACGACCGAGACACGCUGGCCGCCUACCCUCUGGCGCUGUGUACUCUGGCCGGUCUGGAGGAGCAGCGCGCCACCCCUGACCGGCCCAAACCGCUGGAGCUGCUCAGAGAGGCCGUCACCGUGGCCAGGGAGCGGUACGGUAACCGUCACGUGUACCCGUACACCACGCUGGGCAGCUACUACUAUCGCAAGAAGCAGUACGAGAAGGCCCUGGAGACGUGGGCCAGCGGCACCGAGCCUCUCAAACACUACGACUACUCGCGGGAUGACGAGGAAGUCUAUAAGGAGCUGAUGGAAAUCACCAUAGAUCACAUCCCGCACAUCAUCAAGGAGGUGGGCUCCGGGAUCAGCGCGCACAGUCUGAUCCGCGAGCCGCGCUGCUACCUCCACCUGCUUAGGUUCUACGACGGCCUGUGCCACUGGGAGCAGGACAGCUCCACUCCCGUGCUGCACAUCGGCUGGGCCAAACAGAUGGUCGGCUGCGUGGCCAAGUUUGACCCGGAGGUGCGACGCAGAGCGGCCGUCACCUGCGCCGCUGAUGGAGAUCGGACGGACACCCCCACGUCAGUAUCGGACAAGGACGACUCGACGACGCCGUCCGUGACGCUCUACUCUGAGAAGAUGGCUGGUCUGCGUGACCUGCUAACCUCGGAGCGGUUUAACCCUCAGGCGAUGUCGCUGCAGCUGACGGCCCAGUCGCAGGUCUCCUCCCGGCGCCGGGAUGAUGACGACGGCCGGCGAACCAAGCGACAGCGCAGAGACACGGGCUCAGCGGCGGCAGCAGCGGCGCCACAUGCAGCACCAGCGGUGACGGCUGAGUAGCCCCACCAGCCGCCGAACUCUCAGACCCAUCCGCGGCACCCCUGCCACGGCAAUCACACAGGAACUGCACGUGAGAUAAAGUGGAGGCCUCCCGGCUUUCGGGUGGGAAUAGCCGUGGUUGUUGGACAGGCCUUGAAGAAGAAGAAUUCAUUUCUAUUUAAUUCCAUACUUUUACCUGGACUCCGGUAAAAUCGGAGCUGGAAGUGAUCGUGUACCCUCCAUAGACGUGUGGUGUCCCUUGGUGUCCGUAAGAGUGGCAAGUGGCCCGUGGGGCGUAAGACCCUCAGUCCGGUGUGAUCAGAAUUAAUAUGAGGCCCUGUUGAGUCGGCGGGUGUGAAAAAUUAUUCAGAUUUUUUAGGCUUCAGCCGACACAAGGAAAGAGUCGCUUUGUUUAGCCACUGGCCUGCACCCUAAAAAGUCUGGGAGGAAUGCGAAUAGGACACUUUUACGCUACUGCUGAGCCACUUCAAUCCUUAAACUGUAGUUCCAUUCCCUUUUAUGUCAAAGUUUGUCGCCACCUGGAAAUUUCUCGCGCAGGGGUACUCUGGUGGUGUUGUUCACCGCUCGGCCAUUUUGAUGUGCUGUCGCUCAGAAAUCGCCGACAGGCUCUGGGUAUCCGUGGCCAUGAGUGCGUUCAUUACUGGUUUGUGACCGGCGUGGUAAAUGGAUAACGGCCUCUCAGGGCAAGGACCGUGGUGACUCAGGGAAGGGACUUACGCCUUUCAUUGCUUUCAUGCGACUGCCUUUUAUGGGUCUUAGUCGUGGGUGUUUUACUUUCGCGUAACUAUUUUUAUACUACCCUUUCCUUGGGUACGUUUUUGGUAACACGUCGCCUGACUCGGAAAAGGAGUUAUUCGAGUUCAUUUUUGUCGAUGCUGUAAACCAUAAUUGUUUUUAUGAAAAGUUUCUAAAGAUCAAUGCAAAUAAGCAUUCGAUGGCUUAUGAAAUUCACUUUCACAGAGCACGUUUUCCAUCACAUACCCCCUUCCGAGCAUGUUGUACCUGAAUUCGCUAUUUAUGAAUUAAGACCAUCUACGCAGUGCACUUACUUUAGAAUCAUGUCUGAUUGGUUUUCAUCUGCGGUAAGUCACUGUCGUGUCGUCUUUAUUCCACUAUCGUGAUGUUUUACUGAUGGUGCCAACGUUGGUGAUCACUGUUUCUUGUCCUUUUGUUAUUUUUUUUUUCGAUAUGUCUUUGAGGUAAUUUGAUCUCGGCUCUUGCUGUCGUGCUGUCGGUCUGUCUGUUGUAGAAAGUCCAUGCUUCGUUGAGGAACGCAUAAUCGAGGUAGAAGCACAGGUAUGACUUGCAAACUAACACAUCGAUAGAGUUGUUGCAAAAGUGGACGUGGGGCUCUCUUAGCUCGAAUGAUAAGAAAACCAACAGCUCAAGCUGCUGAAGCUGUCUGUUUGUAGUUCGUGCACUGGCACUCGUCAGUUUGCGGCGUACUGUAAGCUGUUUUGCUGUGGGAUUUGAUGUCCGACGUGGGGUGUGGAAUUGUACCUGAGUUGGGCGGCUGUGAGGCAGGGAGGAGAGAUGCGGGAGCUGGGGGAGAGGGAGGUGGCUGUAGGAGAGGGAGCGGUAUGGGGGAGUCACGGGUCCGGGCUGUGUCGGCACCGCUGUCGGCUGUGUGAAGAGGGUGAGCCGCCGUCGGCUGUGCGUGCUGUGUGGAAAGGGUGUGCACACCCUGAGCUGUUGUGACUUGUGAGCGACCUGCGCCGUCAUGUUACGUCCUGUGCUUAGCACUCGCUUGGCUUUCUGAGCACCGCUAGUUUGUUUGAUAUUAGUGUUCUUUUUCGGCGCUUUGUGCUUCAUCCUUGCACUUGUGAGUGUCGUGUGUUGAAGUGUCGUACCCGUUGCGCUCACUGCACAUGCAUUCCGAACGCCCUGUAGUGCUCUGCUUUGUGCUGCAUCGCCCAACGCCGUGUGUUGCAGCACACUGUGUAGCGUGUACUUCACACUGUGCUGUGGUACUUCUGGUCCCUCGGUAUCUCUCUGUCGUGCGCACUGCUUCACAUGCGAAACGUUCGGCGGAACCUCUUUGUAACACACGUCAAGGUCGUGGCGACGAAUGGUUUGUGCGAAUAUGGCGAUGCUGCCCCACGGGAUCACAUGAUGUGAUGUGCUCGAUAAGUUUAACACCAACACUGUCCUGUGACUACACUGCUUUGAUCUAUAUAGCACGCUGCGUGACUUGUUUCAUUCUCCAGUCAUUCAAAGAUUUCGUCCGGUUAUUGUCACGUUUGCUGUGAUGAUGUCUGUUAUUCCGCGGACGACGCGUAACGUUAUGAAAUGACCGAAUUAUAAAAUGAUGUUUCGGGCAGCGGGCUCCAAAACUUGUUCUGGUCGGCGGCUGAUAUCCGUGGCUGGGCGUCAGGUCGUCCUCUGCGAAGUCGGCAGAUUGGUCUGUCUGUUAACCCGCGCCCUGCUGGGGGGGUGUUUGAACACCCCCCCUUGUGGUUUUUCGCGAAUAUCUCAAAAACGGCGGCGCGGAGCGCCGCCGUUUUUGGUACACCUUAUCAUACAUCAAUUCUACACAUGUUGUGAAAAUUUCAGACCAAGGUCAUUCAAGGUCAGGUCACCAGGUCACUUGAAGUGACCUCACCUCAUAAAAACUUUCAAUGUCUGUCAUAGCUACACCGAGUGACCGAUCGCUUUGAAACUUUCAGCGAUUGCUAAGGGCAAUAGCAUGUACAAAAUGUAUAUCUCAGAAUUUUGAUAUCGAUGACCUAAGGUCAGGUCAAUUUUGCGACCUCCCCAUUAUAAGUCAAUGGGAGAAAAUUGAAAUGAGCCUCUUUUGGAUGAAAGACAUUAUAAACACUCCCAAACACCGAAUUACAAGUGUUUUAGACACACUGAACUUGAAAAUGGUGUCCGUGACCCUUGUUUAUGCCCUGAGGUCAUCUCAGGUCACGAAUGGUAUCUAACAGUUUUUCGCAAAUAACUUUUGAUAGAGGCAUUCUAGAGCGAUGAAAACGCCUUAGAUGUGUUCAGCUCGACGAUACGGAUCGACUGAUAUGCAACAUGACGCUUUCCGGUCAGGUCAUGACCUUGACCUGAGGUCAAAUUUUCAAGUUGACCCUUCAAGGUCAAGUUAUAGUUCAUUCGAUGCGUCUUGACGAGAGGAACACGAUGGCGGUAAAAGUAAGCUCGUACAAGGCUUGGGUCAAAAGUUAUUGCAGAAAAACUGUUUUCGAAAAAAUCGGCUAUUUUUGCAGUUUUUGCCCCCUGCAGGCAAAACCGUUGACGUUAGGUCAAAUCUGAGAGGAUUACUCAGAAAGGGCGUUAAUAGGGCUAUCGAAUGCGCUUUUCCGCGGCGCUGUAGCUCUAUUGGUUCCCGAGUUAUGCGUUGGCUUCUUGGAAAUUUUCGACAUUAGACCUGGAAAUCGGCGAAAUUUUGCCUUCAAUGACCUCUGGUGACCUGACCUUUGCCCUGACCAAAAAAUUGACCGAAGUGAUUUCGUCAUUAUUUUUGACGCUCUUUCGAACGCCGCCUUCCGCGUAUCGCUACGUGGCCCAGGAGCCGAGUUAGAAGGGGGGGUGUUCAAACACCCCCCCCCCCCCCAGCAGGGCGUGGAAAUCCAGGACCCCCAGCAGGGCGCGGGUUAAGUGAUGAGCUCGGUGUUGGGUGUUGGCCGCAGGCCGCGGGCGUGUGUAAGUUGCUGUGACGCCCGGGUGCGGCGCCAAUGUUGCUGUGACCUGUACCUGUCCUGCUCGGGCCGGGCCGGGCCGGGUCGGCACCGACCGUCGGCCGAAUCGACCGCGCCGCAUCCAUAACGGCCGGCCGCCUGUUCUCGGCAAUCGGUUUUGCCCGAGGAAUCGAAUUCUGUGGCUAUCUAUUUUGAUUAGAUAUGCUGUUCCUUGUUGACAAUAGCUUGUGAUGUUGUAGUUUUAGUGUCGUUCGACCGUUUCAUGUAGAGCUUCGGCUGAAUAUAUUUUAGCGCUUGUAAA